Molecule: messenger RNA, 2565 nt
Organism: Trichomycterus rosablanca
Lineage: Eukaryota; Metazoa; Chordata; Actinopteri; Siluriformes; Trichomycteridae
Gene: prkd4
Product: protein kinase D4
Exons: 18
Coding region: 1-2493 (830 amino acids)
Biological process (GO): protein phosphorylation
Molecular function (GO): ATP binding; protein kinase activity
Source: RefSeq, a predicted model, not a curated record
AUGGCUGCUGGUGAGGACCACCAUCCUUUGAGAAUGGCGGAGGACCUUCUGGAGUCCAGCAUUUCCAGUCAGUUUUCACAGAUUGUUGUGGGAAAAGAGCCAACCCAUCUAGGGCCCAUUUGUAUCCACUUCCAGAUUGGACUUUUUAAAGAGGGUGUUAACGUGCCUGAGGGUCGGCUCAGUUUCAAAAGCGCCAAGAAGUUAGCAGCGGAAAUCAUUGAGAAGAAGGCUCCUGAUUGGAGUGUAAUCGGACUUGGUGAGAAGCUGCUGCUGUUUAAACAUGAUUCCUCCUCUGAUCAGCUCCUGCACAGACUCUCAGAGCAACACUACUUGCAUGAUGGAGACCUGGUGGAGGUGGUGCUGGCUGCUACUGCAACAUUAACCGAGGUGAAGUUCCGCCCCCAUACCUUGGUGGUCCACUCAUAUCGCACACCUACGUUUUGUCACCACUGUGGAGAGAUGCUGUGGGGGCUUGUCCGACAGGGCUUAAAGUGUGAAGGUUGUGGUUUAGAUUUUCAUAAACGCUGCGCACUGAUGUUACCUAAUGACUGCUUGCGAGUGUACCGGCCCUGUGGUCCCAGUCUUUCUCUGUUUCCCCCUGCCCGUCCCCGUUCCACUUCUCUCAGCAACCACACUGGAGGCAGUCUGGAGGAGAUCAGUAUGACUAAGCCGUCUCGAUCUCGGCCCCCCUCUUGGGCGGACAGGCCUGUGUGGUUGGGGGUGUGUGAUGGUGGGAGAGGAGGAAGACCACUGGUACCACACACCUUUCAUAUUCACACCUACACCAAACCUACAAUGUGUCAGCACUGCCACCGGCUUCUUAAGGGUCUGUUCCGCCAAGGCCUGCAGUGCUCCGACUGCAAGUUUAACUGUCAUAAGCGCUGUGAGUCCCAGGUUUUACCAGACUGCAGAGGAGAGAGAACCAGUGGAGAAGAGAACAGUACAACUCAGCAGGUGGAAUGUGAGGAGGAAAUGGCUGUGGAAACAAUCAACUCCAUUUAUGAAGAGUAUCGCUUUAAAGAGCGCCCUCGUGUGGAGGACGGACCUGCAGCACCACCACCAAUCGGUCCAUGUUUCAGUAGUAAUAUUCCCCUGAUGAGGGUGGUACAGUCAGUGAGGCACAGCAAAAGAAGAUCCAGUAGAGUACUGAAGAAGGGCUGGUUGCUGCACCACACCAAUGUGGAUUUACUUAGAAAACGUCACUACUGGAUUCUAGAUGGUAAAAGCAUCACACUGUGCCAAAAUGAGACCAGCAACAAAUACUACAAGGAGCUGCCCCUGUCUGAAGUGCUGCAGGUUCGAGUUCCGGCUCAGAUGACAGCACCUGUACAACCGGAUGACAGUGGGUGCUCGUUUGAGCUGGUGACGAGUUCUCUGAUCUAUUGUGUGUUUGCGGGUACAGAAGGACCGGCCUGGGAAUCAGCCAUCAGACUUGCUCUGAUGCCCCUACAGAGCAGCACUCACAGCACAACAGAGCAAACAGUGGUCCCUGAUGUCUCUCUAAUGUCCGUCAUUCAGGAUGUUAGUUUGCUGUAUCAGAUUUUCUCUGAUGAAGUGUUGGGAUCAGGACAGUUUGGAGUGGUGUAUGGAGGCACACACAGGCAGACGGGCUGGCCGGUGGCUAUCAAGGUGAUAGAUAAGAAUCGCUUCCCCACCUCACAGGAAAGACAAAGCAAGAACGAGGUGGCCAUACUGCAGAAUCUGUCCCAUCCUGGAGUCAUUGUACUUGAAGGCAUGUUUGAAACAGUUGAGCGCACGUUUGUCAUCAUGGAAAAGCUUCACAGUGACAUGCUAGAAAUGAUUCUUUCUCAUGAGAAUGGGCGACUGCCUGAGCGCACCUCACGCUUCCUGGUUAUGCAGAUUCUGGAGGCUCUACGCUACCUGCACAUGAAGCAUGUUGCUCACUGUGACCUCAAACCUGAGAAUGUGCUGCUGUCCUCUCCAGAUCCUUUCCCUCAGGUGAAGCUCUGUGACUUUGGGUUUGCACGGAUUAUUGGUGAGAAGUCUUUCCGGCUCUCUGUGGUGGGCACACCAGCAUAUCUGGCUCCUGAGGUGAUCAACAGCAACGGCUACAACCGUUCACUGGACAUGUGGGCAGUGGGGGUGAUCCUGUAUGUGAGCCUGAGCGGGACGUUCCCCUUUAAUGAGGAUGAGGACAUUCACCAGCAGAUCACCAACGCUGCAUUCAUGUAUCCUCGCCAUCCUUGGGCACUCAUCUCUCUGGAGGCGGUGAGUCUGAUUAAUAACCUGCUGCAGGUGGUUGUACGACGCAGGUUCAGUGUUGGGAAAGCUAUGGGACACCCCUGGCUCCAGAACUUCCAGCUGUGGUGUGACCUGCGCAUGUUCGAACAGCGACUGGGUCACCGGUACCUCACUCACGAAUCUGAUGAUGAGCGCUGGAGACACCAUGCCCAGGAGAAAAACCUCACUCUUCCACCUCAUCUAACCUCCGCAGUCACACUAACUCACUCAGUUUCUCAUGCAUUGAAGUGACUCACUCAUUUAGCCUGUACAGUUCAGAUAGUGCUUUAAACUGUAAACUAUUAAAUGUACAAAAUCCAAAGC